UUUGUGAAUAUUUACUGCAUACUGAAUCUUAGCGUAUAACUAUUACAUCCAGAACCACAAGUAAAGGUAGAUUAAUAUAUGUAGUGUUGAAGAUUUAAAGUAAUCCAUCACCAUCUCCAGGACAAGUAUUCAACUAUUAAGGCUGUAAUCACUCCCAUAAGACUGAUAGUUCCUUACAGUACACCUUCCUUGGCCUCAACACCACAAUAACAACUAUCAAACCAACGUGGCAGCACCUCUAUAAAGUAACCUCUAAAUACACCUAAGUUACAGUUCUUUAGUAACUUCUUAAGAUAUAUCUCAGCCUCUUGGAAGUUGUCAAAGAAAUACAAGCCAAGAUGGGAAGUCGUGACACUCGUCGGAUCAUGGGUCCAGAAAAAAGUAUUCCGUACUCCCUGCUGCAGACACAAGAGAAGAGUUCUUUUUUAGGAGAGGAUUCCUCAAGAAGGGAUGCUCGGUCUGCUGUUGACCCUCGUAAAUAUUUCAUGAGUUUGGGAGUGAUUAGUCAAGCAAAAGGAUCGUCUUACCUGGAGGUUGGAAACACUAAAGUUUGUUGUGGGGUUUAUGGACCCAUGGACGUACAGAGAGGUUCUGACUUCAACAUGUCUUGCAAGGUGUUGUGUGAAGUGAAGAUGGCCCCAUUCUCUUGCUUAGUGAGGCGAUCACCACAGCCUGACAAACAACAAAAGGAGAUGAGCAGACAACUGAAAGAUGCCCUAGAAACUGUUAUUAUCCUUGACAAAUUCCCAAAGUCCCAGAUAGAUGUAUAUGUGACUGUUAUUGAGGAUGAUGGAGGACUGCUGGCUGCUUGUAUCACUGCUGCUGGCUUAGCUCUCUGCCAUGCCAAUAUUGAUGUCUAUGACCUCGUCAUUGGAGCUACAGUGCUGUGGCAUAAUGGUAUUCUUUAUGCUGACCCAACACAUUAUGAAGAGGAAUAUGAAGGCCGUGAGAUUCGCAGCUCAGGCAGUGAGGGUGGCCAGUUGACUGUUGGAAUGAUGCCCAAGUAUGCCAAUGGUCAAGUUACCCUUUUAGUACAAGGAGGCCAAGUGUCAGCAGAUAACCUUUGUGAAGGAUUAGAGGUUGUAGUUGAAAUAUGUCAGAGGAUUUACAAUCUCUCCAGAAAGACAUUGGUGGAGUAUGUGGAACAGUCUCUGGAAGAAAAUGAAGACAAUGCUUCAUGAUCCACCUAUAGAAACUGAAAUUUGCACAGUGUAUUGAUUCUUGGUUGUACUAAGACUUUCAGUGUGCGUGGACCAGGAUACUAUUAUCUCCAUUAUAAGAUGUGCCGGUAAAGAAAUUAUUAGAAAUACUUUAUGAUUUUGGAGAACUGCAUCGUGGACAUCAUAUAUUUUCAUUCAAAAACUUAUACAAAUAAAAUGUUUUCUUAAUAUAUACCAUU
Molecule: messenger RNA, 1399 nt
Organism: Homarus americanus (American lobster)
Lineage: Eukaryota; Metazoa; Arthropoda; Malacostraca; Decapoda; Nephropidae
Product: exosome complex component MTR3-like
Exons: 7
Coding region: 339-1181 (280 amino acids)
Biological process (GO): nuclear mRNA surveillance; poly(A)-dependent snoRNA 3'-end processing; rRNA catabolic process
Cellular component (GO): nucleolus; nuclear exosome (RNase complex); cytoplasmic exosome (RNase complex)
Source: RefSeq, a predicted model, not a curated record